Molecule: messenger RNA, 2631 nt
Organism: Cyprinodon variegatus (sheepshead minnow)
Lineage: Eukaryota; Metazoa; Chordata; Actinopteri; Cyprinodontiformes; Cyprinodontidae
Gene: ubash3b
Product: ubiquitin associated and SH3 domain containing B
Exons: 14
Coding region: 537-2465 (642 amino acids)
Molecular function (GO): protein binding
Source: RefSeq, a predicted model, not a curated record
GCUAAAUAGAUACGUGAUAAAAACAACGCCAACUGGUUCAUCCCUUUUGGUUUAAAGGCUUUAAAGCGCCUGCCCUGCUUUGCUGCCUCCUUAACGGAAGGGGUCGCUGCUGCCCCUCCGCUCCCUCACCAGGCACCAUUCAUGAAUUAAACAACAUUAUUAGGGGGAGGGAGGGCAUAACUGGUUCAAGUCUGUCGCAUCUGAUUUUUCGCUCAGCGGACCGGAUGCGAGGGGCGAGGCAGCAGCCAGAUGUGUUCACCGCUGCAGGAGUGACUUCUCAUGGCUGAGCCCCCUGCUGAUGGUUUUGGUUUCAUGUCGAGCAGCAGGAGGAGGAGGAGGAGGAGGAGGCAGCAACUCGCUCCAGCUCACAACUCAAACAUGCUCCUCGCACUUUCUCGAUAUUUACGUGCUUCCGUCCAGAUCGAGUCACUCUGGUUUAAAUAGCUCGUAGCUUCCGUCUCUAUUUUUUUUUCUUUCUGACUGCUGAUAAAUGAAAAGGCAUCUGCGGAGCUGAGGCGCCGAUGGGGCAGUGAGUUAUGGCAGCAAAGGAGGAACUGUACGCCAAAGUGACACCGCGGAGGCAACGCCAGAACCGACCCAACACCAUCAAAAAUGGCUCCACUCUGGACGUGCUGCUGUCCAUGGGCUUCCCCAGAACCAGGGCAUUGAAAGCUCUGGUUUCAACAGGAGGAAAAAACGUGCAGGCAGCGUGCGACUGGCUCUUCUCCCAUCUUGAUGACCCCUUCCUGGACGACCCCCUGCCCAGAGAGUAUGUGUUGUACCUGCGACCCAGCGGACCUCUGCUGCAGCAGCUCUCCCACUUUUGGAAGCAGUCCCGCCUCUCCUGCGGGAAGAACAAGGCCCACAACAUCUUCCCUCACAUCACCCUCUGCCAGUUCUUCAUGUGUGCUGAUGAGAAGGUGGAGGCUCUGACUGACGCCCUCCAGACCACUGUGGCCAAGUGGAAGGGUCGCAUCCCUAUGCCGCUGCCCCUGGAGCUCUACGUCUCCUCAAGCUUCAUCGGCCUUUUCGUGGAGGAGCAGAUGGCCGAGGUUCUGAAGAGUUUUGCUGCAGACUUUGCAACAGAGGCAGCAGCUAAAGCAGAUGCCCACGUUGAGCCGCAUAAGAAGCAGCUUCAUGUCACCAUGGCAUACCACUUUCAUAGCAGCCACCUUCCAGUUCUGGAGAAAUUGUCCAAAGGCAUAGACGUGGCGGCAGGCUGUGAUUGGCUGGCCGUGCUCCUUUCCAGGGAUAUUCGCUUUGCUAACCACGAGACGCUUCAGGUCAUGUACCCGUACGUGCCUCAGAACGACGACGAGCUGGAGCUGCUGCAAGGGGACUUCAUCUUCAUGUCUCCAGUGGAGCAGAGCACUGCCAGUGAGGGCUGGGUGUUUGGGACCUCGCUGGGCACGGGGCUGUCUGGCCUGCUGCCUGAGAACUACAUCAGCCAUGCCGACGAGUCUGACACAUGGGUCGUUCAUGGCUCUCACUCCUUCCUCAACUGUGCCUCUCCAUCUACCUCUGGCCGGCCUGUGGGGGGGCUUUUAUUUGACGGACAGCUGAAUGACAGUCUGCUCGACACUCUUAUGGAUUCCUCCAGUUUCGCUGGACUCUGUCCUCCUUUACAGGUGUCGAGGCCGGCGGCUCAUUCCUCCUCGUCCAAGAUGAGGCUGUUUGUGUGUCGGCAUGGGGAGAGGAUGGACGUGGUGUUCGGCAAACACUGGGUCACCCAGUGCUUCGAUUCCAAAGGCGGAUACAUCCGUUCCAAUCUCAACAUGCCGUGCAGCCUGCCCACCAGGAGCGGAGGCCAUAGAGACUAUGAAAAAGAUUGUCCGAUUACUGUGUUUGGCUCCACCCAGGCCCGUCUAGUCGGUGAAGCUUUGUUAGAAAGCAACACAGCGAUAGACUUUGUUUACUGCUCUCCUUCUCUUCGCUGCAUCCAGACGGCCCAGAACAUCCUCCUAGGUCUGCAGCAGGAGGCGAAGACGAAAAUCCGCGUGGAGCCCGGUUUGUUUGAAUGGACCAAAUGGGUUCCGGGAACUUGCCUCCCUGCCUGGAUCCCACCUGUUGAUCUGGGUGCCGCUAACCUGAGUGUUGACACAACGUACAGACCUCAUAUUCCUGUAAGCAAACUGACAGUGUCGGAGUCCUACGAUACGUACAUCAGCAGGAGCUUCCAAGUGACCCGAGAGAUCCUGGCAGAGUGCAAAAGUCUUGGAAACACAGUCCUUAUUGUGGCCCAUGCUUCCUCCCUGGAGGCCUGCACCCGCCAAUUACAGGGCCUCAGCCCCCAAAACUCCAAGGACUUUAUCCAAGUUGUCCGAAAGAUUCCUUACUUGGGUUUUUGUGCUUGUGAAGAAAUGGGAGAGACAGGCGUGUGGCAGCUGGUCGACCCACCCAUCUUGCCUCUGACACAUGGACCCAAUCACAGUUUCAACUGGAGGGAAAUGCUAAUGCAGGACUGAAGGAUGUGCUGUUCCGCUCCCUAUCUUUUGUCAGCCUGAACUGCUGAAAGAUUAUUUAUUUUCUUUCCUUUUUUUUUUUACGUUUGUAGACUUCCAUCCAAACUACCGAAAGGACAAAGAAAAACACAACGUGGCUUCCAACGAAAGACAUUAUGCAAAAAAAAAA